Paramecium sonneborni is the source of this 1694-nucleotide messenger RNA. The record is from the annotation of a GenBank genome assembly. NCBI's taxonomy places the organism in Eukaryota, Ciliophora, Oligohymenophorea, Peniculida, Parameciidae.
CUAAACCUUGAAAAAAAUGGAUUCAAUUGACUAUUAAGAAGCUAAAUUCAAAUUUUAAGGGGUGCGUAAACACUUUUUUAAGGAUGCUAUAUAUCAUAUAACAGUGUUUGAAGAUAUGGUCACAAUGGGAGCAGUAGAAAUUAUUUCUAAUUGUUUUAGACUUCAGAUUGCCAAAACCCAAAAUACAAAAUAAAGUUGAAUCUUGAGACAAAAAUAAAUUGGGAAUUGCGAAAGAAUAAAAACGAACUUGAUUGCUUUGAGUUUGAAUAUUAAAACAAAAGAAAGGUUGUUCAUGCUUAACCAAAUGAUUUAUAUAAGUACAGGUCUGAUUGAUAAUUUAGAUUCAAAGAACUAUUGGCAGGAAAAGUGACUUUUGAAGGUAUUGGUGAUUUAUUCUAGCCUCUAUACCAGAUAGGAAAAGGAAGUUCAGCAAAAGUACAGUUUAUUUGUAUAUAUAUAGGUAUAUAGUGCAAAAAGUGCUUUAGAUUAGAAGGUUUAUGCAGUGAAGGCUAUAGAAAAGACAUUUCUUAAGAUAUCAGAGAAUGGAAAUGGAAUUGUAUAUAGAUAAAUUAGAUUUUUAGUAAGCUUUUUAAUCAGAAGUUCAAAUUCUAAGAGCAUUAUAAUAGUAUGAAAAUAAUUUUCUUGUUUUGAAAGAGAUUUAUGAAGGUGAUAAUACAUUAUAUGUGGUUACAUCUUAUUUAGAAGGAUUGAGUCUUAGUGGAGAAUUGGAAAAAGCUAAAGUAAAACAAAAUUUAAUGCUUAGACUCUACCUAAUAAAAGACUACCAAUAAAUAGUAUAAAGACAAUAAUGAGGAAACUUUUAUGUAAUUUAAAAAUUUUACAUUCUCAUAGAGUAUACAAUAUUAAAUAUCGUUUUAGAUUAUUCAUAGAGACUUAAAACCAGAUAAUUUAAUGUUUUCUAAAAAGAAUGAUUAUACAUCUUUAGUUUUGGUUGAUUUUGGAUUAGCAACAUCAGAACUUUUGGAUAAGUAAUUUUAAUGAAUAAUUUUAGAUAUUUAUUUCCUAAAUGUGGAACACCUGGUUAUGUAGCACCUGAGAUAUUGAGUUCAAGAUUAGAAUAAAGAUAUAAUUGUAAAGUAGAUAUAUUUUCUGCUGGAUGCAUUUUUUAUAAAUUACUAACUGGACAUAGUUUAUUUAUUGGAUAAAACUUUGAUGAAGUAUUAAAGUCAAACAAAACAUGUUAGAUUGACUUAGAUUUACCAAUGGAUGGUAUUUAUAUCACAGAAUAAUCAAUGGUAAUUAAAUUAUUUUAAAAUUAGGAUAUACUACGAAGAAUGCUUAUUAAGAAUCCUAAGGUAAGAAUUAGUGCUUCUUAAGCAUUAUCUCAUACCUUUUUUGAUUCAAAUAGUGAUUUUAGUACUCAGGCUAUUUAAUCCACUGGUUAGUUUAUCUAAAAAAACGCUAUUUAUUAAUUAAAUUUAGCAGAAUCUGAAUCUAAAUAUAAUAGUUAAAAUGAGAUAAAUGAUGAAUAACAAUAAAAUUCUAAAAUAAAUGAUAUCAAAAGAUACUCAUUAAUGAAUGAAAUACCAGUAUCUGCAAAAAGAGGAAGUGGAUAGUUUUCUGGUAUUUUUUAUCAAAAGGAUCCAUUAUCAGCUAUAAAAUCAAUAAAAAUUCAUAGUGAAGCAUCAUAAUAACUUAAAUUAAGUAAUCAAUUGUCACCUUCUUAAUUUUGA